This is a messenger RNA of Dermacentor albipictus, 941 nucleotides long. RefSeq names its product tissue factor pathway inhibitor-like. Gene Ontology annotation, biological process: transforming growth factor beta receptor signaling pathway. NCBI's taxonomy places the organism in Eukaryota, Metazoa, Arthropoda, Arachnida, Ixodida, Ixodidae. Gene Ontology annotation, molecular function: transforming growth factor beta binding; receptor antagonist activity; serine-type endopeptidase inhibitor activity. The record is from RefSeq and is a predicted model, not a curated record.
AUGUCACAUCCCUGGAAGGCUGGGAAGAAGAAGAUCCUGGCACUUGGUUUAAUCGAGGAGCACGAAAUACGGCGGAAAAUGUCAACCGAAGGCAGCACCGACGUGCAAGUGCAGGUGAAGGAGGGCGAGAAGAACCCGUGCUUCGUGUGCAUGGGCGUCUGCUUCCUGCUGACCGUCCUCUUGGUCGUGCUCACCGCGCUCAUCGUGCAAUACGUCAGGCAUAAUCUCUCUACGAACGGCACUGCUGCGGAUGGUCCAAAGUGCAAGGCGGCGCUCGAGUUGACAGCCUGCAACUCGGAGACGGAGCAGUACUUCUUCCACCAUGACCCGGACAAAGAGGCCUGCUUGGUGCGGUGGCUGCUGGACGCUGGCUGCCUCGAGGGGAAGAACCGCUUCGCCAGCGCUUCCGAGUGCCGGGAGCGUUGCGUCGGGAACUCUUCGGAUGAAGGAGCAAGGCAGAAUCCGUCGGCGGAAUGCAUGGAGCCCGUCAAGGCCGCGCCUUGCAAGGACGAGGAGAUGAAGCGGCGCGACCAUCGGUACUUCUUCGAAGACGGCAACUGCACCGUACAGAUGGGCCCCAAGUGCUUGUACGGCCCUAAUCGGUUCGUCUCCGCCCAGGAAUGUCACGAAUUCUGUCUUGACACGGAGGAGCCGGCGUGCCGCGUGCCCCGGUUCCAGGGUGCGUGCCGUAUGAGCGAGAAGCGCUUCGUCUACUACUACGACAGCUCGACGAAGGCUUGCGUCUCCUGGCGCACUCCCUGUCUGGCGGGACCUAACCGCCAUGAAUCACUGGCCGGCUGCACCGAGACUUGCAGCCGGAACAUAUUCAAGAGGCUUGUGGGAUGAUGCCGCGCGCUGAGCUACGUGUCGCUUUUCUGUUGAAACGAAUGAAACGCCAAUGAUUACAGUGACUAUAAUAUCGUAACACGCCUAUAUCGCAA